Messenger RNA from Entelurus aequoreus (snake pipefish), 5114 nucleotides. It is a transcript of the gene msh6, whose product is annotated as mutS homolog 6 (E. coli). The record is from RefSeq and is a predicted model, not a curated record. Gene Ontology annotation, biological process: mismatch repair. The coding region runs from base 123 to 4256 and encodes 1377 amino acids. Lineage: Eukaryota; Metazoa; Chordata; Actinopteri; Syngnathiformes; Syngnathidae. Gene Ontology annotation, cellular component: nucleus; MutSalpha complex. The transcript is spliced from 9 exons. Gene Ontology annotation, molecular function: ATP-dependent DNA damage sensor activity; mismatched DNA binding; ATP binding.
UCGUAACCCCGCCCUCCUCGCAGCCCGCGUUUGUUUCCCGCGAAGGGAAAGCUUUUUUUAUGUGGCGUCGGCAGCCAUAGUUCACUCAGUUAGCCACCGCUACUUGACAUUAAAGGUCUGUCAUGGCGAAGCAAAGCUCACUUUUCAAUUUCUUCACCAAGUCUCCACCGUCGGCACCCAAGCCGAAGCCUAAUGCUCACCCGGUCGAGGCUGACCUGCCGUCGUCCGUCGACAAGUCCAACUCGUCUCCGAAAGAAGAAGCUAAACUACCGUCGAGCAAGGCCACCAAAGUCAAGUCGAAAGGUGCCUUAAAAAAAGCUAAAGGAGGAUUCAACAAGCUGUUCGGCGACAAAGCGUCAACAGCCAAGGAUACCGGCCCCAAAUGCUCAUUUAGCGCUGGUGCUCUUGUGUGGGCAAAGUUGGAGGGGCACCCUUGGUGGCCAUGCAUGGUGGUACCACAGCCUCUGACUGGACAGCAGAUGCGAGGCCGUGGUCAGGCUCAGCGCAUGCAUGUCCAUUUCUUUGAUGAUCCACCUACUCGGGGAUGGGUCAGCGUUAAAUACGUCAGAGAAUACCAAGGUUCCGACAGCAGCGACGCUAAAACCGGUGGGGGGUUUUUCAGUGGAAAGCCUGAAAUACGCCGUGCAAUGGAUCUUGCAGACAAAGUUAUGUUCGAAAGCCCAGAGAAAAGAUUGAAGAUUCCACUCAACACAGAUGCCUCAGAUGAUGAGGAGGAGGAAGAAGAAGAAAUGGAGCUUGACAAAUCGACUGUGACUGAUGACGACGUCAGCGAUGACAAUCAACAAGAAAAUGAAGAAUCUAAGUCAUCAAAGGUCAGUCAACGUUCAACCCGUUCCAAUGGAAACAAGGCUAAGCGACGCCGGAUUGUCGUGGCCUCGGACAGCGAGGCAUCCGGUGACGAAUUCAAACCUGAGCAAGCCGCAAGCAGCAGCGAGGAUGAAGAGGAAGAAAGCACAGUGAGCAGUGAGGCUGAAGAAAAGGACAGUGAACACGAGUCUGAGCUAGACAGUCCUGUUAAACCUGUGAAGCGUAAGCGUCCCGCAGACAAGCCUGCCAUAGCGAAGUCAAAGAUAUCUAGUACCCCCUCUCAUGUGCCAAAACGAGCCCCAGCACCUCUCAAGGCUGACACAAAGUCCCGUUUGUCUGCCUUUUCUGCCCCUGACAGUUUUGAAAGUCAGGCCAGUGGGUCAGGCACAAGUGAAGGGGCCACCAAUUGGGACCAUGAGAAGCUGGAGUGGCUGCAGGAUCACAGGAGGAAAGACGGGAAGAGACGACGAGUGUCUGAGGACGAUUACGACCCUACAAGUCUGUAUGUGCCAGAAGACUUCCUCAACAGAGUCACUCCUGGCAUGCGUCAGUGGUGGCUUAUCAAAUCCGAGAUGUUUGACACAGUCAUUUUCUACAAGGUGGGGAAGUUCUAUGAGCUUUACCACAUGGAUGCCGUGAUCGGAGUCAAUGAGCUAGGACUGACUUUCAUGAAAGGCACGUGGGCACACUCGGGUUUUCCAGAGAUUGGUUUUGCACGCUUCUCCAAUGUACUGGUCCAGAAGGGCUACAAGGUGGCUCGUGUGGAGCAGACUGAAACCCCAGAGAUGAUGGAAGCACGUUGUAAGACCCUGUUUAAGCCCACCAAGUUUGACCGAGUGGUGAAAAGAGAGGUGUGCAGGAUCAUAACACGAGGCACCCAAACCUAUAGCGUGUUGGACGGUACUCCUGCAGAGAGUCAGAGCAAGUUUCUGCUGAGUGUAAAGGAGAAGAUGGAAGACGAAGGAAAAGGUGGAUGUUGUCGUAGCUAUGGCGUCUGCUUUGUAGAUACCUCUGUGGGCUACUUCCAUGUCGGACAGUUUUCCGAUGACCGCCACUGUUCACGUCUGCGCACCCUCAUAGCCCACUUUGCACCUGCUGAGGUGCUUUUCGAAAAGGGGAAUCCAUCUGUUGAAACACGCAAAAUACUCAAGGCCUCUCUGUCCUCCGCACUGCAGGAAGGAUUAAAUGCAGGCACGCAGUUUUGGGAUGCUCAGAAGGCCCUAAAGACCCUUUCAGAAGAAGACUACUUCAGAGAAAGUGCAGGGAAGGACCACAAGACAGGGAGACAUUUCCUACCAGCUCUUCUAAAGACAAUGACCUCUGAGAGUGAUUCACUGGGUCUUACCCCAAAGGAGGGCUACGAGUUGGCACUGUCGUCAUUUGGUGGAUGCAUCUUCUACCUGAAGAAGUGUCUGGUAGAUCAGGAGCUGCUCUCCAUGGCCAACUUUAAAGAGUACACCCCUGUUGAUGUUGAAAUGGAGAAAGCUGCCGGACAGACAAGCUUCUUCGAUCAGACUUGCCAGCGCAUGGUCUUGGACGGGGUGACUCUGGCAAAUCUUGAAAUAUUUCAGAACGGCUCUGGGGGGACAGAAGGGACAUUGUUGGAGCGCUUGGACACUUGCUGCAGCCCAUUUGGCAAGCGUCUGCUCAAGCAAUGGCUCUGUGCUCCUCUUUGUAACCCCAAAUCCAUCCUGGAUAGACUGGAUGCAAUAGAAGACCUCAUGGGUGCUCAAGCUCAAGUUUCUGAAGUUUCCGACUUGCUCAAGAAGCUACCUGACUUGGAGCGUCUCCUGAGUAAGAUUCAUAGCAUUGGCACACCUUUGAAGGGACAUGACCACCCAGACAGCAGGGCAGUUCUCUAUGAGGAGGUCACCUACAGCAAGCGGAAAAUAGCAGACUUUCUGUCAGCUCUUGAAGGUUUCCAAACUAUGCAAGAAAUUAUCAACGUCUUCACGUCCGUCGUUGGUGAUUUACAAUCCACAUUACUCCACCAAGUGGUCAGUCUUAAGAGCGACAACAGCAAGGGCGUCUUUCCAGAUCUCUCUGCUGAACUCAAGCGCUGGGAAAAGGCCUUUGACCACAAGAAAGCUCGCACCACGGGCGUCAUCACCCCAAAGGAAGGCUUCGACCCGGAGUAUGACCAAGCUCUGACGGACAUCAAGAGUAGCGAACAAAAGCUACAGGAUUACCUGGACCGACAGAAGAAAAGGCUUGGGUGUAAAAACAUGGCCUAUUGGGGCACAGGGAGAAACCGCUAUCAGAUGGAGGUGCCCGACAGUGUCUCGGAGAGAAAUAUCCCAGAGGAGUAUGAGGUGAAGUCGACAAAGAAAGGCUGGAAGCGUUACGUUACAAAGGAAACUGAGCAGCUCUUUUACGAGUUGCAAGGCUUUGAGGAGAAGAGAGACGCUGCCCUGAAAGACUGCAUGAGGAGGCUGUUCUACAACUUUGACAAGAACUACAGCGACUGGAAGACUUCAGUAGAGUGCAUGGCCGUGCUUGAUGUGCUGCUGGCUUUGUCACGCUACAGUCAGGGGGGAGAUGGACCAAUGACCAGGCCGCAGGUGGUCCUCCCCGAUGGCGAUGAACAGGUAGCGCCCUUCCUCGAUCUCAUCGGGUCCCGCCACCCGUGCGUCACCAAGACUUUCUUUGGCGACGACUUCAUCCCGAACGACGUCUACAUCGGCUGCAGCAGUGAGGAACCCGAGGAGCAGAGUCAUCGCCAUGCCUCUUGUGUCCUGGUUACGGGGCCCAACAUGGGCGGGAAGUCGACUCUCAUGAGACAGUGUGGACUAGUGAUCGUGCUCGCUCAGCUGGGCUGCUUUGUCCCCGCCGAGAGUCUGCGCUUCACGCCGGUCGACCGAGUCUUCACUCGCCUCGGCGCUUCGGAUCGUAUCAUGGCUGGAGAAAGCACCUUCUUUGUUGAACUGAGCGAGACCGCCUGCAUCCUGCACCACGCCACCAAACACUCACUUGUGCUUCUGGAUGAAUUAGGAAGAGGCACAGCCACAUAUGACGGCACGGCUAUCGCCUGUGCCGUUGUGAAAGAGCUUGCUGAGAAGAUCCGCUGCCGCACGCUCUUCUCCACGCACUACCACUCACUGGUGGAGGACUACGCCAACAACCCCGCAGUGCGCUUGGGUCACAUGGCGUGCAUGGUGGAGAACGAGUGCGAGGAUCCCAGUCAAGAGACCAUCACGUUCCUGUACAAGUUCAUCUCUGGCGCCUGCCCCAAAAGCUACGGCUUCAACGCCGCUCGCCUCGCCAGCCUUCCAGAGGAGGUGAUCCAGUCGGGGCACAGAAAGGCCAGAGAGUUUGAGAAGAACACCAUCAGCCUCAGACUCUUCAAGAAGCUGUGCCAGUUUGCAGAAGACUCCACACUGGACAAAUCCCACUUUGCUGCACUUGCUGAGAUGAUCCACACACUGUAGUUAAGGAAAGUGACCAAUUGUUUUUGUACUACAUGUUGGGUGGUAUGAAUGGCCUGGUUCGACUGUACCAUCAGUUCAGAAAAACACUACUGCCAUGAUCCAAUAAAGUUUAUUUUUUUUAAAAAAGGACAAUGUUUCACCUAGGAAAUUAAACCCUUUUAAUUCAAACUAGAGCCUACAUAACGGUUAUUGAAUACUUCACAAUAUAUUAAGUCUAGAUGUUAUGAUACAUGCAUACAUUUCAGUCUGAAUGAGAACCCACAAUCACCAGUACACAUGAAUGGGGGAGGGGAAGGGUAUAAUGAAGCCAUAUAGCGCUGUGUGUAAAAUACUUGUCUCAGCUUCAGUGGAGUAAAAGCCUAAAAGGUUCUCCUGCAACAUUGGCAAAUAAAAACACAAUUCACAGGACCUGAUUCGGUAGCAACAAUAUCUCGUAGAAAUAAGGAUUUUGGUCAUGUAUUUUAGAUUCUGUACCUUUUUUAACAUGAAACAGUCACGUUUUAAGUUUGAAAAGAAAAGAGCAGACUAUCAAGUCCAACAAAUACAAUAAGUAUAUAACAUUUCAACAGUUCCUUAGAAUAAAAAAAAGAGGCAGUGUUGCAGGAGAAACCAUUAAAGUGUUUCCCUCAUCUCUUUCACAGAAAGAAGUUAGAUACUGCGACAUGAGUAUACUUACAGCAAUUCUGGGAUAUAAUAAAACAAAAAAUAAAACAUUUAAUAAAAUAAAGACAUUCAAGUACAGUAAGAUUUUUGCAUGAAAAUACAAAACUACACAAAAAGCAUUAAAAUCAAAUCAAUUGUGUUGAGUGAAAAAAAGCUGAAGUGCUAGGUCAUUUUUCCUCAUAUGUAUUUAGCGAG